AUGGCGUCUUUCAAACUGGAUUUUCUCCCGGAAAUGAUGGUGGAUCACUGCUCUUUGAAUUCCAGUCCCGUCGGCAAGAAGAUGAAUGGGUCUCUAGACCACCCCGACCAACCGGAUGUAGACGCCAUCAAGAUGUUUGUGGGUCAGAUCCCGCGCUCUUGGUCCGAGGAGCAACUGCGUGAGCUCUUUGAGCCAUACGGCGCUGUCUACGAGAUCAACGUUCUCAGGGACCGCAGCCAGAACCCGCCGCAGAGCAAAGGAUGCUGCUUCAUCACGUACUACACCCGCAAGUCAGCCUUGGAAGCACAGAACGCUCUUCACAACAUGAAGAUUCUUCCAGGGAUGCACCACCCAAUCCAGAUGAAGCCGGCCGACAGCGAGAAGAACAACGCGGUAGAGGACAGAAAGCUGUUCAUCGGCAUGAUCUCCAAGAAGUGUAACGAGAACGAUAUGCGCUUGAUGUUCUCACCUUACGGUCAAAUUGAAGAGUGUCGGAUACUACGAGGCCCCGAUGGAUUGAGCCGAGGCUGCGCCUUUGUGACCUUCACAGCCAGGCAGAUGGCCCAAGCGGCCAUCAAGUCCAUGCACCAGUCCCAGACUAUGGAGGGCUGCUCGUCCCCCAUCGUGGUGAAGUUUGCCGACACGCAGAAGGACAAGGAGCAGAAGCGCAUGGCGCUGCAGCUGCAGCAACAAAUGCAGCAACUCAGCGCCGCGUCCGUGUGGGGUAACCUGACCGGGCUGGGAAGUCUGGGACCACAGUACCUGGCGAUUUACUUGCAGCUGCUGCAGCAGUCAGCCUCCACUGGGAACGCGCUCGGCAACCUGCACCCCGCUUCAGGUCUCAAUGCCAUGCAAAACUUGGCCGCGUUGGCAGCGGCAACGGCCGGGCAGGCCUCGGCAGGCGGCUCCGGCGGAGCGACGGCGUCCAGCAGUCCGUUAAGCGCGCUUACCAGCUCAGGUAACGGCUCCUCCCCUACCUCCAGCGGCGCGUCGUCCGUCAACCCCGUGGCGUCCCUGGGAACGCUGCAGUCUCUUGCCGCCGGCAACGCGAGCUCGCUCGCAGGGAUGGCGGCUCUCAACGGCGGAUUGUCCAAUGGCGGCGGCACUGCCGAGGCGCUGAGUCAGGCCUACUCAGGCAUCCAGCAGUAUGCCGCUGCUGCUGCCGCCGCGGCGCUUCCUGGACUCUACAACCAGAGCCUUCUAUCGCAACAGAGCGUCUCGGCCGCGGGAAGCCAAAAGGAAGGUCCGGAAGGCGCCAACUUGUUCAUUUAUCACCUCCCGCAAGAGUUCGGCGACCAAGACCUUCUCCAGAUGUUCGUGCCCUUCGGCAACGUCAUCUCUGCCAAGGUCUUCAUCGACAAGCAGACCAACCUUAGCAAGUGUUUCGGCUUCGUGAGUUACGACAACCCGGUGUCGUCGCAGGCCGCCAUCCAGUCCAUGAACGGUUUCCAGAUUGGCAUGAAGCGGCUCAAGGUGCAACUCAAGCGCUCCAAGAACGACAGCAAGCCGUACUGA
Messenger RNA from Nerophis lumbriciformis (worm pipefish), 1515 nucleotides. Lineage: Eukaryota; Metazoa; Chordata; Actinopteri; Syngnathiformes; Syngnathidae. The record is from RefSeq and is a predicted model, not a curated record.